AUGUCAUGUCAUGACUACAUAUAAAGAUAAUAAAAAUUCAACCCCAAAUUUAAUAGUUCCAGUUUUGGAAAACCCACAACCUCUCAAAUAGUUUUCUUCUCCCUAAUUUUUCUUUCACCGAUGUUACCCUAAGACAUAAAUAUCAUCGUACAACCAAGAAACAAAAUGAAUUCCACUACAUCAAUAGUUUCCUUGCCGGAGGAUUGUGUUUCUGCAAUAUUAUCACAUACAUCACCACAAGAUGCAUGUAGAUUUUUAUUGGUUUCCAACACUUUUGUCAAAGUUGCAGAUUCUGACUUGGUUUGGAAGACCUUUUUACCCUCUGAUUACGAGGACAUUGUCUCAAGAGCUGUGAAUCAAUUCUCUUUCAAAUUCAUCUCUUCAUACAAGCAACUCUUUCGUUCAUUUUGUCGUCCCCUUCUUCUUGACGGUGGCAAUAAGAGUUUCAAAUUGGAGAAAUUUUCGGGUAAAAAAUGUUAUAUGUUAUCAGCAAGGGAGUUGUCAAUAGCGUGGAGCAUCGACCCAAUGUUCUGGAGUUGGAAAUCAUCCCCUCAAUCAAGGUUCCCAGAGGUGGCAGAACUGAGAACAGUGAACUGGUUAGAAAUAGAAGGCAGAAUUAGAACGAAGAUUCUAACGCCAAACACAUCAUAUGCAGCAUAUCUCGUAAUGAAAAGUUCUCAUAGAGCGUACGGACUUGACUCUACUCCUACAGAAGUUUCAAUUGUGAUAGGAAACAAAGUGAACAGAGGGAAAGCAUAUUUGUGCAUUAAAGAUGAGAACAAACGCAAUAUGGAGACACUGUUUUACGGGAACAGAAGAAACAGAGUGAUUCAAGAACAAGAAGAUGGAGGUAAUAUUCAAGUACCAUCUAAGAGAGAAGAUGGGUGGAUGGAGAUUGAGAUUGGGGAAUUUUUCAGUGGUGAAGGUGACGAGGAGAUUAAAAUGAGUCUCAUGGAAAUUGGUCAUCAGUUGAAGGGAGGACUUGUUCUUGAAGGCAUUGAAGUGAGGCCCAAACAUACAUAAUGUUGAGUGUGUAUAGUUUAGAGAGGAAAAUAACCAUAUUGCAUAUUCUUAAUUUGAUCCUUGAUGCAUACAUUAUUUUUACAGUUUUUCUAACAUUAGUACGUAUAUUGUAAACCAGUACACGAUAGCCACCAUGAUCUGUUGGUAGAGUUGCCAAGCCCAUUUUGACUUUACUUUCUUCUAAAAAAACGAGUUUGACUCUUUA
Medicago truncatula (barrel medic) is the source of this 1228-nucleotide messenger RNA. RefSeq names its product F-box protein PP2-B15. The transcript has 3 exons. Bases 166 to 1023 code for a protein of 285 amino acids. Lineage: Eukaryota; Viridiplantae; Streptophyta; Magnoliopsida; Fabales; Fabaceae. Gene Ontology annotation, molecular function: protein binding. The record is from RefSeq and is a predicted model, not a curated record.